AUGUCGUCGUCGUCGUCGUCGUCAAAAUUGACACCAGCCUCGUCGCUCUCACGCGACCAAGCAAUCGCUGCAGCCGAGCAUCCCCAGCACAACCCGUCCGUGCCUCCACCCCCACCCACCCACUCUCCCUCCUACAUCCUCGCCGCCACCUUCGCCUCCGCCGGCCUCGGCAAUGCCAUCUCCGCAGCAUGCACCAACCCCGCCGACAUCGUCAAAGUGCGUCAGCAGCUGCUGGUCGACAAGACGCGAGCCAACUUCAUCGGGAUCACCUCGGACAUGAUCCGCAAGGAAGGACUCAGAUCGCUCUGGAAUGGGGUGACCGCUUCGUGUUUGAGGGAGCUGACGUACAGUACGGUGAGGUUUGGACUGUACGAGACGUUCAAGGAUGCGUAUGCCAAGGCGUUGGGGGUGAAGGAUACGAGUUUUGCGUUGAAGGCGUUGAGUGGGAUUUCGAGCGGUGCGAUUGGAAGUGCGUUUGCGUGCCCGACGGAUCUGGUCAAAGUACGAAUGCAAGCAGUCAGACCAACCGGUCAACCCCCCUACAGCAACACCUUCGUCGCCUUCGCCCACGUCUACCGCGAAGGCUCCCCCGGCCUCCUCGGCGGCAUCCGUAGCCUCUACCGCGGUGUAGGUCCCACCAUCAUCCGUGCCGCCGUACUCACAAGCUCCCAAAUCGCCUCCUACGACCAAGUCAAAACCCUCCUGAAACACAACAAGUGGCUGGAGGAAGGUUUCCCCCUCCACUUUUCCGCAUCCAUGGUCGCUGGAUUCGUAUGCUCCGUAACCAGCGCUCCGUUCGACGUGGUCAAGCUCUUCGAACGCUUCCGUACACUCUUCGGCGUCAAACCCCUCUAA
Pseudozyma hubeiensis SY62 is the source of this 855-nucleotide messenger RNA. RefSeq lists its product as hypothetical. Bases 1 to 855 code for a protein of 284 amino acids. The transcript has 3 exons. The record is from RefSeq and is a predicted model, not a curated record. NCBI's taxonomy places the organism in Eukaryota, Fungi, Basidiomycota, Ustilaginomycetes, Ustilaginales, Ustilaginaceae.